UGGAAACAUGGCUGUUGCUCGAGUUGGAUGCAGGUGAUCUCUACCGUAAAAGACUUAUUUGACGUUUCUAAGCAGGCGAUUCUUUUCAAGGUAAAUUCACUCUUGUAACAUACACUUUCUCAGCUCAAUUCCUGCAACUACUAGCGAGGAAACUGGUGUUUUUAGAGAAAAAUCGUGAAAACUUGUGGCUUUAUGCUUCCGUCAGCACUUCCUAUUUGUUUUCGUAGUUUUGAAUUGUAGCUCUGAGUUAUACUUGAUUCCUCUAUAUUUUUCAACGUUGAUUCACGGGUUAUCUCCCGUUUUAGUGAAUUCAAUCGGCCAAAUACCAGGGCUGAAAAAUCAUCGGAAAUUUCUCGAUUGUAAGCAAAUAGUUUAAGCCCGCCGGGCGAUCGUGAUACUCAAAGCAUUUGCUGAAUGCUAUAUGAUAUUUUAGUACUUUUGAUUUAAAAUAAGCUGUGAUUAAAUGCCCAGCAGCCGGGUACGGUCUCAAAUAAAUGAAAUGCCCUACAGUACGAAAUUUUUAUAGCUUUUCUUUGGAAAAGUUCUUUCAAACUUCUCAGGAAUACCUAUAAAAAUGUCAAGUGAUUCCAAACUUAAUUUGCUCGGUUGUGGACACGCUUCUGAUCAGACUGCCGAGCACGGUCUCGAAUGCUCGGUAGUUAGAAAUUUUCACCUUAAUGUCACUGAAAUGUUCCUUAAACUUCUAAAGAGUAUUAAAUCUUUGUUAACCCUUUACAUCCUAAAGUCAUUAUGCAUAUUCUCCACACUGUUCUUUAUACAUUUCCUAAGGUGCUGACAGGGAGAAUUUGUUUACCGAUCAAAAGCUUCUUUGUUGGGCAUCAUUUCCUUAAUUCUCAUGACCUUAAGAUGUAAUUCAAGGGUGAUAUUGUAAGGAGAAAUUAGAUGCUAAUCAUUCUUAGGGUUUAAAGGAUCAUGAAAUGCCAAGCAAUUCCAAAAAUUAAUUUGUUUUUUUUAGAAGAUAAAUUAAAUUUUCCAAACUUGUGAAGACUACAAUGUACUAUAAUAUUUAUAUGUAUAAGUAUGGUACAUGUAAGCUUGACCACUACUGAAAAACACAAAUUUUGAAUAUACUCAACUAGUUUGUAUGAAUUUUUCAGUGGGAUUUUGGUAAAAAUUUUUAACUGUGGGGCAUUAAGUCCAUUUGAGACUGUUCUGUGCAGUCUAAUCAAAGGCUUGCAAUUUUUAAGUCUUGACAAUCAGGCAACAUCAUGGUAUGCUCAACCGUGGGGAGUUUGUUGCCUGAAAAAACAGAUUAAUUUUGGAAUUGCUUGACAUUUUUAAACAAACAUCUGAUAAUCCCAAAGAAGACCAAAAGAACCUUCCGAUGGAAAGAUCUGCGAAAUUUUCUGACUACUAGGGCAGACUAUUAUAGACAGUGCACAGCUAUCAGGCAUUUAGUCACAGUGUUUGAAAUAACAACAGAUUUGUUACAGUUAAUUUUUUUGCAAUGUCAUUUGUAUGAAUAAGAAGUAUUUCCUCAUAGGAGACAUGUCUUCAUGGCUUCUGCCACUCCAUCAAUUCCUUCUACCAAAGAGACCUCUAAUUAUGCUCAGCUCUGUCGCCUUCUUGUCAAUGUUGGAUCAUGUGUGUUAAGGGAGAUCUUUGACAGGGUAUGUCCACCUGGAAACCUUCACACAGUUCUGGCUCAUCCUCAGAACCAAGCAAAAUUACAAACACUUUUGAAGAAGAGAGUCCUGUGUAUCUCUCAGUGGCGAAAACUUUAUCCUGUUGUCAAAUUCUCCGUGUCCUCAGGGAACUUUGACACCUCCCUACUGCUACUCCUGUUGAGGAAUAUCUUUGGCCUGCCUCUCCCUACUGGUAACUGGGAUAAACUUCCUCUGAUAACAGACACCUCUCCAGAGGCUGACAUCACCCGAAUCAAGGUCUUAAGAGAUAGAGUUUGCAGUCAUGCUACCACUGCUUCAGUUGAUGAUUCAACUUUCAGUUCUUACUGGAAUGACAUUAAAGACACCUUUCUGCAUAUUGGAGGGGCUCGCUAUCAGGAUUACAUUCAUGAAAUGACACUUGAUUGUGUGGAUGCUGAUCUCGAAGGAGACUACCAAGAGCUUCUGAGUAAGUGGUUGAAGGAUGAAGACUGCAUCACAGACAAAUCAAAUGAGGAAAAAAUUGUGAAAAAGCCCAGGAAGGAAGGAAAUAUGGAGGACUCCUUGGACAUUUCUGAACAAAAUUCAUGGGAGAGAGGUGUGUGUAAUUUUUUGUUUAACCUGAGCUUUAAACUAACUUUAAGGAGUUGAUAAUGUAAGUCAUACUGGAUCAAUCAAUGAAAUGAAUUUCCUGCAGAUUUUGUUUUAAAAGUCACAAUUAUGGGCAAUUAAAGUUGUGAAUUUUUAUUUUCUUGAAAUGUCAACAGCACCCAUACUUUGCUUUUUUUCUUCAUCUUUCUUAACUUUUGAUUUCCAUUUGGGUAAGCUAAUUAAUUGUCACAUACAAAUGACUGAAAAACCUACAACCUUCUUUUUCAGAGACAGUAGUAAUGCCAGCAAAAAAUGGAUCAGCACAGACUGGGAAUAGCAGCCAGCCAGAGCUUAGUGUGAAACUUCCAAAGUUGAGUGAUCUUCCAGCAAUCUUUACUCCGUGGGAAACUGUUGAACUGCCAGUGGAUUUUCUUUUAUUAACAGUAGAGGACUGUGAGUUCCUAAGCUGCUUUGCCUACCUGAAGGAACCCUUCAAGAGUUACCACAUCAGUACUGGUCCUGUGUACUUUGGGUGCAUGGGUAAUGAUCAAGGAAAGAAAAUGAAAAUUGCAUUGAAGAGGUGCUCCAAAGGUUCUGAUGUUCCUGGGGGUUCUUUGUCAGUUUCAAAAGAUGCCAUCUCGGUACUGGGACCCAAGGCUAUUUUAUCUGUUGGUGCCUGCAGCGGUUUGAACAGUGAAGAGGUCAAGUUAGGAGAUGUGGUUGUUUCAGCAAAGCUGAUAACAGCUGCACACAAAACUCCCCCCAGCAGAGAUAUUGGUAACCUGAUCAAACAUGUGGCUGAUGGGUGGAAGGCACCUUUACAGAAUGCUGAUGAAUAUGCUGCCAAAGUACACUGUGAUGGAGUGGUCCUGAGUAUCUCAGAGGCGAACAGAGAUAUGAUUAGGAAACAUCCUGAAGCAAUUGCAGUUGAAAUGGAAGGUGGAGGUGAGAAUCAUAAUAAUUCAAAUAAUUGAUGAGCCAAGCACUUUUGCACUUGUAGCAAAUGUUUUGAAAAACACUGCUCUGGUAUUGUCUCUGCUGGUCCAAGAAAUAGCAUAUACCAUAUAACAUGCCAAAUAUUCAGGAAUUAUAUAUUGUGUAUUAAUUUAUAGUGAUUUUAUGUUUGGCUGGGGUAGGAAGAUUUUUUUGCAGGUGAAGGUGCCUGAGACUUCUUCUGGAUAACUAAAUUAAAUGUGCUCCAUCAGGAUGUCAUGAAUUUUUUUAAAAUUUGUCAUCUGAAAAAUGUAUAAAGUAUGUUGUUUAAUAGUUUGAGAGUUGAGGAAUAGUAUCACAGUCCCUGUUAACCCUGAAACUCCCAUGAGUGACCAAGACAGAGUUUCUCCUUACAGUAUCAAUAUGAUAUCAAGCUGACAAGUAAUGGGAAAAGAGAAAAUGUCAAUUAGGGGAUUAUUGGUUGAUCCAAAACUAAAUUUUCCUAACUGACAUCAUAGGAAUUGUAUGAAAUACAUUAAAGAGAAUUUCUUAAAGAGAUCUUAGGAGUGAAAGGGUUAACUAACAACAGUUUGUCUUUUGAGAAAUGUUGAAAGUUACUUAUGAGACAAGUUGAAGCCUGAAGAAUAAUUUUACAGUCUCAAUGUACAAUUUUUUAAAUUACUAGUUGAAAAAAAUUAGGUUUUGGUACUAAUUAUUACGUCUUUCUGGUAUGUGCAUGUUGACAAACAGGUAGAGUGUGAAUCUUUGUGAGCUUUGACUGAAAAAUUAUUAUUUUUAAGGAUGCUGAGAAAAUAAGCUUAAUAUAAUUAGAUAACAGACAUGAAUGUUUUUUUUUUAUUCAGGAGUGUAUACAGCAGCCCAUGAUUUUAAGACAGAAUGGGUGGUAGUCAAGGGCAUCAAAGACUUUGCAGAUGAAAUGAAGUCUUCAAGCAAGAAAUGGAAUCAAAUUGCCUGUGUGAUGGCAGCAUCUGUUGUGGCCAACAUUUUGAAUGAUCCAGUCAUAUUCCAAGAUUGGCCUCACUUUAAUGCAGGUAUUGCUUCCUGUCUCAAUCUUGUCUUUUUACAAGGAUAG
Pocillopora meandrina is the source of this 4242-nucleotide messenger RNA. The record is from the annotation of a GenBank genome assembly. Lineage: Eukaryota; Metazoa; Cnidaria; Anthozoa; Scleractinia; Pocilloporidae.